CUCUGACCCUGGCCCUGGAGACGAGGAACAUGGGACUGGGCUGUAACGGCUAAUGGUGGUGCAGGCAGGCGCGCGCGCUGUUAGAGAGAGAGAGAGAGAGCAGAAGAAGAAGAAGCAGCAGCAGCAGAAGAAGAAGAAGAAAGCAGCUAUGGCGGAAUUUCUCAGCGACCCGUCUGUGUUGACUAAAGACAAGCUGAAAAGCGCGCUGGUGGCCAACAACGUGGCGCUACCGAACGGAGAGCAGCGGAAAGGAGUGUAUGUGGAGCUGUAUCUGAAGAACCUGACCUCCCAGAACAAGAGGAGCGGCUCCGCGGCGGAGGCUUUCUCCAGCGACGAGGAGCCUCCAGCCCCCGCCGCCGCCUCCAUUACAGCUCGCUCCGGCAGGAAAGCCACAAGGAAAACAGACCGAGUUCGUCCUGAGGAGAUCGACGUGACCGAACUGACCAACGAGGAGCUGAAGGACCAGCUGCUGAAGUACGGAGUCAACGCCGGACCCAUCGUAGCAUCCACCCGUAAAGUGUACGAGAAGAAGCUGCAGAAGUUACUGGACCAGGGUCCUCCUCAGACCAGCGUCAUCGCCGUCUCCGAGCCGGUUCCGACCCACAACAGCCGUAACGGGAAUGCAGACUCGGAUCAGUACAGCGAUAAAGAGGAAGAAACAACAGCAGCAGCACCAGUUCCAGAGCCAGAACCCGAGCCGGAACCGGAACCGGAGCCUGUCCCCGUGGUGGAGCGGCCGCUGAGGAGCCGAGGAAAAACACCAGUGACCACCCGAACUCGAAGCAGCCAGAACAAGGAAGAAGACGAUGAGUCAGAGGCAGAAGAGCUUCAGGUGGUGAAUGUUGAGAGAAAGUCGAGGAGGUCUUCUCGCCGGCUGGAUCACGCUGUUCCUGACCCUGUUUCGGCAUCUGAGAUGCUGCCAGUUCCUCGGGAGAGAAAAAGAUUUUCGGCGAUACCUAAAGAUCCGAAGCCGCUGCUCGCGGACAUGCUGCCGAUAUUUCCCUCAGUGAGCGCGGACGGCUUGUCCGGGUCUCCUGAACGUCUUCCGGCUUCAGUCCACGCCGCUUUGGAUGAUUACGACGAAGCCUUUUCCACUGACAAGUUUUAUAAAAGGGUUCAGCUCCCUGUGAAGACCGUGGAGCCACAUGGUACACCAUCACCUUCCUGGCAGCAAGAAAGAAACAAAGCAAGAAAGCUUAGUGAAAGUGCUGCUGCUCUGCCUAAAGCGUCCGGUGAGGAAGUACAGCUUUCCCUCCUCGAUACCGCUCUCCUCGAGGUGAUUUCUUCAUGCACCUUCUUCCUCAUUGUAGUUUUACUGGAAACACUACAGAAGCUCACAAUCCACAUCCUUACUGAAGCAAAAUGGUUUUUAUUUUAUGUAUUUGCAUAUCAGGUUGGUCCACAUGAGGUUCUGGGCUCUAGACCUGGUCAUGUGGGCUCGUCCCAGGAGCGUAAAUCCGUCUCAUCGUUCAAGUGCACAAAACAGCCCAAUUCACCUUGUUCAGCUUCAGCUCAUCCGUCCAGAGAUCUGAUCCACAUGAUGUGCCGCCUUUCACCUUCCCGAGCUAGUCAAGGCAACGAUUCCCCCCGUUCUCUCUCUCUAACGGAUUCUCCCCAUCGUCCAACUCGCGAUCUUCCCAUCGCAAAGAGCUCGCCUGACGUAAAGGAGCGAUCAAGUGGUUCUGCUGCAGCAGUACAGAGCAGAAUCGAUGGGUUCUUCUCUCCAGUUACCCCUGUGCGGGGGCAGGACGACAGCCCCAGAGAUCAGACACCAGGAGGACUGAUUGAGAAGUUAUCAGCCGUUGAGCAGACCCCAAAAACAGCAGAGAGAGACGUGCUGAAGGAAUUGUUCCCUAACGAGGUCCUCAACACUCCCACGGGAAUCAGCGCCACUCGUCGGCAGCCGAUUAAAGGAGCAGCGGGCCGGCCCUUCAGCAGCCCCUGGCAGGACAGCCUGCGUCCACGUCUCACCGAACACAGAUACACCAGUUCAUCCUACACGGAGACCCGAUCUGUCCCUCGCGUCAGCGCCGUCCCUCGCGUCAGCGCCGUCCCCCUGUCCGUCCCCCUGUCCGUCCCCAAACCCGCAGCGCCCCCGAGUGUCCCGGCCAAAGCGAGGCGCCGCGUGCCCGUGUGGGUGCAGCUGCUGCUCCUCAGUGCCGUCGCCGGCUUCCUGCUGUUCGUCUACCAGGCCAUGGAGAGCAACCAGAUGAGUCCGUUUGGGCAGCCGGGCCGCACCGGUGCGCUAGAUAACGCCUGAGAAUGAACAGUCUGUCUUUAACGUACCUUCAGACCACCGGCGUUUAAAGACUUCUCUCUUCCCUGUACAUCGUUUUUCUAACUCGCCCAGUCCAGAGAACCAUCCGGAACCAAACGAGAUCGCCAGAACCCGUUUGCGAUUCUUUUCUGAUCAGUUUUCGAGGGCUCUGUUUGGUGCUAGGUUUGUAAGAAGCUUCUGAAUGAAAGCUAGAAUUAAGGACAAGCCAAAGGAGUAAUGUCUCUAUGUAUUUUUAUGUUUUGUGAAUAUAAUAUCUAGGGGGGGGGAAAAAACCUAAUUAAUCUGAUUUAUGAGUUUAAUAAUAAGUCACAAGACGGCCUUAAACUGAACUCGGGAUGCAUCGAUGCACUUUGUUUAAAAUCAACUCGCUAACGUUAUAAAGAACGAGCCUAGUAGUGCAUGAACACACACACACACACACACGUGUACACACGUUUCAUGACCACUAUUUAAACCAGGGAAAGGUAAUCAGAGCCAAAUCAAAUGUUCCAUGGCGCUCCUGACUGGUUAAUUAAUACUAACUAGGUUAAAAAAAAAAAAAAAAGUUUCCUCGUUCUGAAAAAUUUAGCACCGAUGCGUCCCUAAACCGAACCCGAACCCGAACCCGUCUCCUCACUAACUCAUCGUUUCACAGUGUUAUCGUGUCGAGUCUUAUAAUAUUUAUGUAUGUAAACUGUGUUUGCAAUGUAUUAAGACAUAAACUCACUGGCCACUUUAUUAGGAACACCUGCACGUUCAUGUACUCGGCCAAUCACGACGCAGAAGCGCAAUGCGUAAAAUCAUGCAGAUGCACGUCAGCCUCAGAUUCCUGUUCUUGGCUGACGGAAGUGGAACCCGGUGUGGUCUUUCUGCUCUUGUAGCUCAUCCACCUUAAGUUUUGUCGUGUCGAGAUGCUUUUCUGCUCACCACGGGUGUAAAGAGUGGUUAUUCGAGUUACCGCAGCCUUCCUGUCAGCUCGAACCAGUCUGACCGUUCUCCUCUGACCGCUCUCAUCUCAUGGUUUUUGUUUCUCGCACCAUUCUGCGUAAACUCUAGAGACGUCUUUCGUGUGUGUGUGUGUGUGUGUGUGUGUGGAAAUCCCAGGAGAUUUUCUGAAUCUUUAUUAGGUGUUCCUAAUAAAGUGGACAAUGAGUGUAUAUUGCAACUCACUUUUGAUUAUAUGCAACAUAUUUGUACGUGUUUAUUCAUUAGAAAUUCCAAAAAAAAAUGUCAACAGCACAAAAAAAAUUCCUAAUUGUUUUUAAUAUCUUAUUAUCAUUGAAAGGAAAUUGACCUCACUGAUGAUUUAUAAGCAGUGUAUCGACUUGAAAAGAUUUGGUAAAUAAUAAUAAUAGAAGAAUAAUAAAAAAAACUUUAUUAAAAUCAGAAUGUAUUGGCUUGAAACCCACCAGACAUGACGGAAGCUCAGCGCUUCGUCUAGCCAUCGUAUUUUCCUCACGUAUCGAAUAUUUACUCCUCCUUAUCGUAUUUAUUGUUGUUUAUGUUUAUUUGGGAGAACGGAGCGUGGAUUAUGUCUGAGAUGGAGAACAGGGCUUCUUUUGAAUUAAACCGUGGGGAUUUUUUUAUACUGUAGACGGCAUCAUGUGAUUUGUAGAAAUGAAAUA
This is a messenger RNA of Pangasianodon hypophthalmus (striped catfish), 3882 nucleotides long. RefSeq names its product thymopoietin a (gene tmpoa). Gene Ontology annotation, molecular function: DNA binding. The coding region runs from base 53 to 2260 and encodes 735 amino acids. The record is from RefSeq and is a predicted model, not a curated record. The transcript is spliced from 13 exons. NCBI's taxonomy places the organism in Eukaryota, Metazoa, Chordata, Actinopteri, Siluriformes, Pangasiidae.